This is a messenger RNA of Neodiprion virginianus, 3476 nucleotides long. RefSeq names its product ubiquitin conjugation factor E4 A (gene Ube4A). The record is from RefSeq and is a predicted model, not a curated record. The transcript is spliced from 14 exons. Lineage: Eukaryota; Metazoa; Arthropoda; Insecta; Hymenoptera; Diprionidae. Gene Ontology annotation, molecular function: ubiquitin-ubiquitin ligase activity. Gene Ontology annotation, biological process: protein polyubiquitination. The coding region runs from base 215 to 3391 and encodes 1058 amino acids. Gene Ontology annotation, cellular component: cytoplasm; nucleus; ubiquitin ligase complex.
AUUGUUUACGGACAGUACUGAUCUCUAUAUAAUUUGUGUAGCAGGGGUUAAGGAUUAUGACGUCAAAAAAAUGAUUUGUCAAAAUGGUAAACAUCGGACAAUGACGAUUAAAGACCUUAAAAAAUAUUGACACCACCAAUGCGAGGUCUAUAGAGCUUAACUCCUAGCAUGAUAGCUAGAACGUAAUCUAUAUAGUAAAAUCGCUCCACCGACAAUGUGUGAAAAUGUGAAUCACAAUCCGUUUGCGGGUCUUUUUACAUCCGUAAACGAAGCAGCUUCAUUUUCUACCCAAAACCAACCUUCGACAGUCCAUGCAGACGUAUCAAAAAAUACUGACGAACAUUCGGCAGCAGAGAGUAACAGCGUCAACGAUUCUAAACCAAUCAACACAGCAGCCGAAGCUGAUGCUUUCAUUAAUGACAUAGUUGAGGCAGUUUUCGGCUUGACGCUGCAUUCGGAUGGAGCUAAAAUAAAAUCUGGACGACAGCUGGUCUUUCUUGAGGACUUAGCCGCUGCUUUGGCCCCUCAAGAUUGGAUGGAUGCUGAGUCGGUUGAGCACGCUAUUUUUGAACGACUUAUGCUCAGCAAUCCAGGAGGCAAAAUAGUUGACAAUAAAAAUGAAAAACAAACAAACUCUAUCGACGAUCAUGUUUCAGAGACUGAAAUUAUACCCUAUUUGUACGAAAGUUAUCGCAGAUUACUGCGCUAUAAACCAAGCCAUAGAUUGCACAAUACGAUAGAAAACAUCACACGAAUCGUCGUCAGGAAUGUUGGCACUGCUAUGCAGGAACCUGACUUAUUCCAAAGUCAAGAGGUGCACAAGCAAUUUAUAGCAUUGUUUAUGGACGGUGGAGUAGUUGGACAGGAGUUGACCUCCUUUGUAACAGACAUUGUCAACGAGUUAAACUCCGAGGAUAGGGAUGAAAGCCUCAGUGUGAUCAGCACAGCCUUCACGCCAAUCCUGAACAGCAUUCAUCAGGAGGUGGCACAGUCCAAUCUCUUAGUUUUUCGACAAUACUGGUUCGGACUUCUACAGACGUUUGCUUCUGUUGAAGGUCUCGCCUUGUUUCUCAUAUCGCACAGCACUCCUCGUGCUAUGCAAGGAAAAGCGUAUUCAGAUACGCUGUUGGGGGCACUGCUGUGUCUAAGCUGUUUGCCCAAAACUCUCGAAGCUCCGUUUGACUUCUUUGACAAACCUUUGCAACAGUCAGUCACUUCUAUGGAAGGAAAUAUCUGGACAGCGUUGGAUGCGCUUAGCGAAUCGCUACAUAAAGUUUUUCACACUUUACUAAAGUGUUCCACAGAUGUGCGCCACAAAACUUUAAAAUGGAUAGGCGAUUGCCUCCAUGCCAACGCUGGGAGAGGAAAGCUCUGGAAUUCGCAUAGCGAUGCUGGACUGACUAUGACGCUGACUGUAUCCGAUGGUUUCAUGUUAAAUCUCAGCUCAAUAUUGCUCAGGCUUUGCCAGCCCUUUUGCACAAAGUUGAACGAUAGCAAACUGCUGAAAAUCGAUCCAACUUACUGUUCAGUCGAGGCUCAAAAUGAAGAGGAAAGUAAGACACGUGGUCUUCACGCCAAAGGUUUAAGUGGAGAAACAUGUCUCAUUCCAAUACCCGAAGGUGAAACGCGACCAGCAGCUGAAACAUUCGGUUUUGUUACUGAAUGUUUUUACCUGACUCAUAGAGCAUUGGAUCUCGGAUACCGUGUUGUUUUGGAGAAACUCUUGAGAGCAAAUCAGGACUUGGCUCGUAUGCGGCGGAUAUACAGCGAUGCUCAGGGUGGUGGAAACUCUGAAGUACUAGAGGCCAUAACCACGCGAAUGGAAAUGGAAAUGACAAAAUACUUAUCGCUUAGAGCUAGUCUUUUGGCGCCUGAGAUGCUGAGUCUACUGGCAAAAUUCCACGCUGCGACGGCAGUCUGGCUAAUACAGGUCAAUCUGGAUAUUGAAUCUGAUUUCAUUAAGCAUAGUACUUAUGCACCAAGAGAAUUUAAAACCGUCGCGUUCCCGCUACCUGAGACUGUGCCAGAAACUCUAAGAUGCAUUCCCGAAUUUGUGGUCGAAAAUACCGUCGGAUUUCUCUGCUUUUUGCGACGUUUGAAUCCAAACACGUUCGAAGAACAAGGACCGAGCUUUUUGAACCCAAUCCUAACAGAGGUCGUCGCGCUGAUGGAGUCUCAACGGCGUUUAUAUAACCCUCACCUUCGAGCGAGACUCGCCGAAGGACUCGAAGCGCUCUUACCUUUAAACGAGGAACCCUCAAAUCAAGCGGUAGCUACGCUGGGAGUUUUUCACAGAGAGCAAUUAUUUGUUACUCAUCCCCACAGACAUCAGAUAGUUACAAAUUUGCUCCAAGUAUUUGUGGGAAUCGAGAUGACAGGUCAGAGCGUUCAAUUUGAACAGAAAUUUAACUAUCGACGACCAAUGUACAUAGUUAUGGAUUAUUUAUGGAAAAUACAGGAACACAGGAAUAAUUUCAAGCAACUGGCUAAAGAGGCUGAACAAAACAUGGAAGCAGUGCAGCCACCACUGUUUCUCAGAUUCAUGAAUUUACUUAUGAACGACGCGGUAUUUCUCCUCGAUGAAGCACUCUCGAAUAUGGCACAACUCAAGCAACUAUUCCAGGCAAGAGAAAAUGGCGAGUGGGAUAAACUUCCGCCGCACGAAAGAGAGCAACAGAUGGGAUAUCUGACGCAUAUCGGUAUGAUAGCCAGAUUUGACAAUAUUCUCGGCAGAGAAACCAUACACACUUUGGAAAUGCUCACUUCUGAGAUUAUAUCCAUAUUCUGUCAUCCCACUAUGGUCGAUCGCAUCGCUUCAAUGCUCAAUUAUCUACUGCUGCAAUUAGUCGGACCUAAUCAGAAAAAUCUUAAGGUCAAGGAUCAGAAAGAAUACGACUUCAAACCGGCAAAUUUGGUCUUGAAUAUCUGCAAGAUAUACAUAAACCUGAGUCACAACGAAGCUUUUACACUGGCCGUUUCUCAAGACGGACGUUCCUACAGUCCGGAAUUAUUCAAACUCGCGGAAAAUGUUUUAGUACGCAUCGGAGGUGGCGGGAUACUUGGGGAUCUUGACCAGUUUGCAAAACGGGUCGAGGAAGCUGCUAAUCAGAAAAAACAAGAGGAAGAAAUACUUUCUGGUGCCCCUGACGAGUUUUUAGACCCGAUUAUGUCCACGCUAAUGACAGAUCCAGUCAUUUUACCGUCUUCAAAGAUUGUAGUGGAUCGCCAAACUAUUGCAAGACACUUGUUAAGUGACCAGACGGAUCCCUUCAAUCGAUCGAUGUUGACGAUGGAUAUGGUGAAAUCGGAUACGGAAUUGAAAGAUAAAAUAGAGGAAUGGAUUGCUCAGAAAAGGAAAGAAAAUAUUCCGGGAAGUAGUAGUGAAAAAUAAUAUCACUAUUUCGUGGUGCUGCUUGGUUAAACCAAUAAAAAAAAAUGUACAAGUAUGAGUUUACUGGAUUAUAGGUAUCCAGAAA